AUGGCGUUCUCAAGAACAAUGCUCUCGUCCGUCGUCUUGGCGCUCUUCUCGUUGGUAGCAGUGGGGCAGGCGCAACUGUCCACAACAUUCUACAGCAGUUCCUGCCCUACAGCAUUGAGCAUAGUACGACAACAGGUUGACAGCAUCCUUGCAUCAAAUCCAAAUCUUGCUGGAGGCCUGCAGCGCCUUCAUUUCCAUGACUGCUUCGUCCGAGGCUGUGAUGCAUCCGUACUUUUGUUCUCGGCCUCCUCAACGAAUCAAGAGAAGGACGCCCAACCAAAUCAAAACUCCUUGAGAGGAUUCCAGCAAAUUGAUCAAGUUAAUUCCGCCCUUGAGGCUGCAUGCCCGGGCGUUGUCUCUUGCGCAGAUAUACUGGCCAUCGUAGCACGUGAUGCCACUGUCAAGGCAGGAGGUCAAACCUGGCCCGUCCUUCUCGGACGCAGGGAUGGGACGGUGUCAUUAGCGUCGGAGGCCCUGGCGGCGCUCCCAUCCCCACUCCUGAACCUCGGUCAGCUGAUUCAAAAUUUUGCUGCUGUUGGACUCAACGCAUCGGACAUGAUCGUCCUCUCAGGAGCGCACACCUUCGGCAGAGCACGCUGCGGUCCCGUUCUCAACCGAUUGUACAACUUCAAUGGAGUAAAUGGACAAACAGACCCGAGCAUGGACUCGACUUUGGCAGCCAACUUGAAGAAGCAGUGCCCUCCCAACGAAGUCACGACGAUUAUCACCAUGGAUUCUUCUCCAAACGUGUUCGACCGCACGUACUAAAAGCAGGUCAUAACCAGGGAAGGACUUUUCACCUCAGAUGCUGCACUCGCCACCGACUCCAGAGCACUAGCCCUGGCGACCAGAUUAGCACAACCCGGUUCCACGUUCUUCGCCAAUUUUGCAGCUGCCAUGGUGAAGAUGAGCAGAAUCCAAGUGUUG
This is a messenger RNA of Marchantia polymorpha subsp. ruderalis, 927 nucleotides long. The record is from the annotation of a GenBank genome assembly. NCBI's taxonomy places the organism in Eukaryota, Viridiplantae, Streptophyta, Marchantiopsida, Marchantiales, Marchantiaceae.